This is a messenger RNA of Anoplophora glabripennis (Asian longhorned beetle), 1330 nucleotides long. RefSeq lists its product as uncharacterized. Lineage: Eukaryota; Metazoa; Arthropoda; Insecta; Coleoptera; Cerambycidae. The record is from RefSeq and is a predicted model, not a curated record. Bases 265 to 1305 code for a protein of 346 amino acids. The transcript has 7 exons.
AAUAUUUUCUUAAAGUUAAUUAACUGAAGCUUAGAAUUUUGCGGAGUUCUAGGUUAAUUAACAAAUACUUUAACAGCAUAUUAAUAAUUGGGCCCUAUCAAAAAUCAAUGUAUUAAUCAGUACUAUUAUCCAGCACUAUUAAUUUAUUUUAAUGGACUUUUCAAAACUAGAAUUUUGCUUUAAUUUUGCAAAAUAUUGAACAUCAGCGUUGAGUGAGUCAACUACAUAAGGGAUAUUGAUUUUAUGACGUGACUUUCCUUGACUAUGGAGACAAAAACUUGGACAGUUGUAUUAUUUAUUGAUGACAAAAGUGUUGAAGCUGUUCCCUCAAAUUGGAUUCAAGGGGAAAUUUGUCACUGGCCAUCAUUUGCUACAGAUAAAUUACUUCAGGCAAUAAGGAAAUGUGAAGCGCUGAACACUUGUUGGCCAAGCCAUAAUGUAAGAAUAUUUAGAAAUGCUACUUUUGAUGAUUAUGGGAAAGCGAGGAUAAAAGCAAAAGUUGCAGAAGACACAAGUGACUUAAACUCUGACGAUACAGAAGAAAUUAAAAGAAAGAGGGUGCAGAAAAUUCUUUCUAGCAGUGAGUCAGAUGUUGGCGAUGUUAGUUUCUUACCCUCUCCACCUAAAUUGAAGAAAAUUCGAAGAAAAGGUACCGUGAGUGAAAUUCAAGCAAGUGGCAGUGCUACUGACAUAUCUGAAAACAUAGUGGCAUAUACUGAUAUUCUAGAAUUAGAUAAUGUUGAAGUGGAUGGUGGCAACAAAAAACAAAAUAAUGUUUGUAAAUCCUGUGCAGAGAAGGAUAAACAAUUCAAAGUUCUUAUAGAACAGAUACAUAUUAUUCGUGGGAUGACCAUAGAUAUCUUGUCAGAGGUAGCAGCGAUAAAAAAAGAAAUUAGGAAGGGCCAGGUUCUUAAUGAUGGCCAUGAAUCAUUUUAUAAAAAAAAUAAUAUUAAAUUACCUUUAACAACCGAUGAAGAAUUGGAGAUUUUGGAGUCCAUACUCUUAAAUGAGGACGAUUUUCAACUACUGGUUACUGAAUUAGCAAAAGUUGGAGGCACUACAUGCUAUAAUUUUGUAAAAAGAAUUCUUUCUACUUGUUUAACAAACGACAUGGCAUUGAAAUACAGUUGGUUGGGCAGAAAAGGGAAACAAAAUUUUUCAAAGUCUAACUUGUCAAAAGUCAUAAUAUAUGCAGCGGAAAAGGCUGGUGUAUCACCGAGUAGGUCUGCGACUGAAGUAGCCAUGCAAACAUGGCUCAAGAGAGCCAGCGAUAGAAAAAAUAGUGCCAUAAAUAAAAAUAAUUAAUACCUAAAUAAAUUAUAGUCAUGGG